Hyposmocoma kahamanoa is the source of this 10429-nucleotide messenger RNA. RefSeq names its product ubiquitin carboxyl-terminal hydrolase puf (gene puf). The transcript is spliced from 56 exons. Gene Ontology annotation, biological process: protein deubiquitination. Bases 1 to 9630 code for a protein of 3209 amino acids. Gene Ontology annotation, molecular function: cysteine-type deubiquitinase activity; cysteine-type endopeptidase activity. Gene Ontology annotation, cellular component: nucleus; cytosol. The record is from RefSeq and is a predicted model, not a curated record. NCBI's taxonomy places the organism in Eukaryota, Metazoa, Arthropoda, Insecta, Lepidoptera, Cosmopterigidae.
AUGUGUGAUGUUUGCUCGGAGUUUUCGCAGCUUUUAGUGAAUUGUGAAGCACGGCUUACAGACGAUGUGUUCCAGUACCCCACUAUAAGUCAAUCGGAAUUGGAAACAGUGCUCAACUACAUCCUCUCGUGGCCACAAAGGCAAUGUAUGUGUUGUUACCGAGAUGCAAAGAACUUCGAAAGGUUCUACUUGGUGGUGCAAAGUAUCCUUUGCUUAUCAGUUUGUCAACUAAAGCAACUUAAAGAUGACCUCAUAGACGCUGCUAAGUUGCACUCUGAGAUUACGCAGGAGAAACCAUUAACACCUGAGUCCUGUCCAACUGAAGAUGAAGAAAAAAGUGAACAAAAAGAACUCACGGAACCUGAAGUUUUUGAGUCCAAACUGUCAGAACCAACAAAAGAUGAAUCGCCAAGCAAAGAUAAACCUUCAUCAUCAAAAGAAGAUGUGGAAGUAUGGUCCAUGCAGCAGAAAGAAAAACUAAUGCACAUAGUUUCCAAAAUAUUCCUCCUAAACUUUCCUCUUUACAUGGCUUGCAAACACUCUUCAUUGAGUCGAUUAGAUGAUCUCUCAGCCCAAGAAAUAUCAAACCUUAGCUCCUAUUGCGACUUACAUGAUACAGAGAUACCUGCAUACUUGCUUCGAAAUGUUAGUUUGUUCUGCAAACUUGGUGGAGUCUGUGCUAUGACAUCUGUCUUUGAGAAUGCUAUACCAGGCACUCUUCCAUUAUCAAUGGCCCAUGCAAUAGUGGCAGCUGUAGGAAAUCUUAAGCUCUGGUUGAACUUUAGAGCCGUGGCACAACUGUUCAUGCCUUUACGAAGCAAAAUUUUAAAGUACAUGUGCAGCUUGGAAGAUAAAGACUUGAGAGUACCAGCUGUUAAAAGUAUGGCAGAUUUCAUGUGGGGUGCAGCUAAAGAGCCUCUAGACGCGCCAUUAGCGUUCGACGGCGAUGGUCUUGCACUGGCGUUUAAAUAUUUCAACAGUAGCACCCUGACCAUGCGGCUGGCUGGUGUAGCGCAAAUUAAUGCUCUUAUAUCCACUCACAAUGAACUGUGUGCUGGGGAGCCAGCAGGUGAUGCGGAAUUAGCAGGACAGCAGUUGGCCACAUGGCUGACAAACAACAACAUCAUUGAACAUCUUUUUGGACCUAAUUUGCAUGUAGAGGUGAUAAAACAAUCGCAUAUGAUACUAAAGUUCCUCGCAAUGGAAGGCCGCGUAAAUCCGGAACACAUCGAGCUAGUAUGGGCGGCAGCGCAGCUUAAGCACUGCGGUCGACAAGUGUAUGAUUUGUUACCGGGAUUUAUUCGAGCACUCUCGCCCAAACCAUGUGCCCAUCUCUAUAGCCUUUUAUGCGCAUUGCCACCAAAGGAGCAUACUGAACAGAGUCUGUUCUUAGCGUCAGCUUUAAUGCGAGCUAUGUGGUCGCGCGGUGGGCUAGGUGGGCUGCCGAGUGCAUUAGGUGGUGCAGGUGCGGUGGGAGGAGCAGGUGCAGGCACGCCGCCAUUGGCCGACGAGGCGCCGCUACGUCAGCCGCCGCCCACCUGCAAGCCUAUACAUAACUCCUCAUCUGAAGCUAGCGUUUCCAUGGACCAGACUAACUCUGAUGACGAUCCUUGCGAGGAACUAAGCACAUCCGGCGAAGAAGCUGGCCCCACACCCAGGAAACAAAGUAAACAUCAACGUGAACUUACCGCGGAGCAAGAGUGGCUGCGCGAAGGCGAAGAACUGACGAAAAAGGAGUGCACUACGCUGAAAGCUUGCCAAAAACGCAGCAAGCGUGCCGGCAGCAGCGGCAGCGCAAGCAGUGGCGCCGAAGAGCUGCUGCGCCCGCGUAAAAAGAAGCUGUACAAGAAGCGGCACAAGCCUGGCAAGACAAGACAUUUCCCUACGCAGCUAAAAACAACUGAUCUCGCCGAGUCGGUAUCGGAAGUAGAAGAAGAAUCGUCUGGUAGUGACACCGCUCACUGCCAACUUCUUUGCGACAAUGUCGACGCACGGCGAUUAAUGGAACUGCGGCUAAUGGAGAGUUACAAACGUCGUGGCGGCGAAGAAGAGGAAGGAAGCGCGUCCUCCGCCAUUUCAGCGCACUCUCACCGACAUUUGCCUGAUUUAGACGAGGACGACUCCGCCUGUGAGGAGGAACUUGCGCGAUUAGCUGCACAGGCUCAAUGUCUAACUGAAUACCAAACACAAAGCGCUCUAGCGGGUGCACUGGAAGGCAAGCGUGUACGCCCACCGUCCCCCGCACCAGCGCCCCUUCCCUUUAACGUCGAUGAUGUUUGUCGACCGGGGAACACACUGCUUUGGGAUCUACUACAAGACGGUGCUAUUGAACAACUUGGCGAAGGGCUGGCCCUGGAAGCCGAAAAGGCGUUAUGCGCGUUGCUGUGUUUCAGUACAGAUAAAUUCAUCAGGAUAAAGUUCAUUGAAGGCUGUCUCGAUAAUCUUGCUAAUCAUAGAUCUGUAGCGGUGUCGCUUCGUCUUUUACCAAAACUAUUUUCAUCAUUUCAACAGUUACGCGGCAUGGAUAUGCAUCAAGUGGUCAUGUGGGCAGAGAGAGAACGCGGUAUGAUGCGUCUCUUUCUCGAAGAUUUACGGCACUACAUGUCCCAACCUCGAACGGGAACGGGCGAUGCAGCUCACUAUGCACAUAUAACUGAAUUAACAGUUAGACUGCAUUUUCUGACAGCUAUAUUCUCACCGGUCGGCUCUCCGCAACAUUUCAGAUUAACUGUAGAACAAGUAGAAGAACUCUGGCAAUGCCUUGUAGUAAAAGGAUCAGGCGAAUGCGCUGACUGCUUAUACUCAUGGUUGCUAUCUCACACGAAGUCUCCCGAACAACAUGCACUGGGUUUGGACGCUUUGAGGUUCCUGUAUGUUGAAAAAAUGCCCACUUUGGAUCCCGAGACAAUCAGCAUAAUGGGUCUCAGUCUCUAUCAGCAACUAUGCAACUUGGCUCGCAUGGCGCUCGGCACCGGCGAUUCUAGAGACUCCGCUCAUCCUCAUACGUUGGCAAUGGAUCAUUUGUGGAAAAUUGCUCUACGGGCCAAUAGCACAGAUGUUUCAAUGGGCGCGAUUCAAUAUCUAAACAGUUAUUAUAUGGGCCAGCAACUACAACAGGAGGACGAUUUCGUAUCCAAGUGUAUGUUCCAUCUCUCUUCCGCCGCCGAGCGACUCAUAUCGAAAGAGCAGGUUGGGGAAAGUUCUAUCAAGUUGACUUGUGAAGGCAAGAAGGAGGAUAAACUGAAUAUUUACGAACACAUGGCUGAAGAGGCUGCAUUGCAAUGUGUACAGAGAGCGCUGCUGCUGUUGAAAACGCAUUUAGAUACUUUUAAAAGGAGAUAUGCAUAUCACCUCCGUCGAUGGGCGCUGGUGGAAUCAGGAGCGUGGGAAGGAACACCAGGACCUGGAAGCGUGCGUUUAACACUUCAACCGGCUGGCGCGGGACCCAGAGCCACCAUCUCUUUACAUCACACUGAUCUCGUAGCUCAUUUGAGAGCUCAUGUUCAUGUUUGGUGGGAGAAACAGAUACAAGGUGAAGAAGGCGUAACAACGUUGUCUACAGAUGGCCCACUACGAAUGAUAACUCAAGGGCAAGAGCUCACGAUAGACUACGAUGAAAGGACACUUUAUGACAUGGGGUUUAAAGACAAUCAGUUGGUAUUUGUAUCAGUGGGUGUAGGCGGAAGAGGCGCGUGGGCGGAAUGGCCGUCAGCACAACCCGCGCCCGCCAGAACGAGAUUACCCACCCUGUUGCUACUCGACCCUACGUAUUUCCAUCAGCUGUUUACGCUGAUGCAGGCGUUAGGGCAGAUGAAAGAGCCUGGGGCAAAUGCGGAACCAGUGGCCCAUACGAAAGCACAACUGCUUUCCAGACGCGUUUGGGAUAUUUUGCAAGCAGUACCUCUAAACCCCACUCUACUCGAAGCCUUUCAGAACCCCAUAGAGAGCAAACUACCAGAAUUACUUGAUCCUAACAGUCCCCAGAAACUGAUGUAUUCGCUACACAUAAUCGACAAGUUGAGCUCAAGUAAUAGUGGCCCAAACGUAAAGGAAACAUCGGAGAACGAAAAGAGUGAAGAAGAAAAAGUAGGCGCUGAGACUUGGAACGAUUUGUUUAUCAAGAAAGGUGGUUUGAGGCUGCUUUACGAUAUUAUGAUGUCGGGUGAACUACAGCGCAGUGAUGAUAGCGAGUGGCGGCAAGACUGCCUCGCCUUGUUGUUGCAGCUUUUAUGUCGAAUAGGCACUCUGCAUUCUUCAGAUCCAGCACAAACACCAAAAUUACAUCCUUCAUUACUAUCGUUAAUGAGCGUGGAAGAGACAACAGAGCGACUCAUCUCAAUCUUGUGUGAAGCAGCUACAAAUAAGGAGCCAACCACUUAUAAGACUGGUUUUUGGGGACGCGCCCAGGUAGUGCAACACGCAAUGCGUAUGUGCGUGCUAUGGGCGCGCGGCGGCGGCGACGCCGUCUCGUUGGCAUGGUCGCUGCGCAGGGCGGCACCCAGGCUGCUUUUGGACGAUGCUGACCCAGCGGUUCGUCGUGAAGCAGGCAGCGCCCUCUACAGAUUAUGCUCUGGCGGUGAGGUCGCUGUGCUGGCGCCGCUGCUUCAACUAUUGCUUGAACAUCUGCCACGGGCGGCGGAUAUGAGGCCACACCAUGGACAUCAUCACCAACACCAUCAUGAGGUCGUCCACCACCAUACAGAAGAAGGAAAAGAACCGUAUGGCCCAGCGUGUCGCGAUUACUUUUGGCUAGUGUGUAGAUUGAUAGACGGGUUACCAGAGGAUUUUUUCAAAGAGGGAGCCACAUCCGAAGAUAGUGGAGCUCCAGACCUCAACGAACUGUGCGAACAAAUUCGUUCUUCGUUAGAAAAGCGAGAGAUCAUCGAAAGGCGGUCGGAACCGUGUACGCCCGAUGAUGGACUUUAUGGCCAGCUCAGUCUGCUUACGCAUUUAUUAAAACACCCGUUAAGAUUUAAGACUUCAGAACCGGGGACCAGGACGUUAGAAAUGGUUUUCGGUUUUCUGUUCGAUGUUCCUAACCCAGAGAAGCGCAAUCUUCCUAAGUGCAAAUCUCAAAAAUCCCGAGCGGCGGCCUAUGAUCUCCUCGUGGAACUUGUCAGAGGAGCACCGGACAACUAUAUGGUACUAUACCACAAACUUAUGGAACAUCAUAAGCCUGGUCCUCAAUCAUCGUACCCUUGGGAUUACUGGCCUGCCGAGGAAUCUCGAUCAGAGUGCGGAUACGUAGGUCUGACAAAUCUCGGUGCAACAUGUUACAUGGCGUCGUGUAUGCAACACCUGUACAUGAUGCCGGGCGCCCGCGCCGCUGUAUUAGCUGCCGACCCGGCUGCGAGUCGACAUUCCGCUACGUUACAUGAAAUGCAGAGGAUGUUUGCUUAUCUUAUGGAAAGCGAACGUAAAGCGUACAACCCUCGCAGCUUCUGCAAAGUGUAUCAAAUGGACCACCAACCACUGAAUACGGGCGAACAGAAAGAUAUGGCGGAAUUCUUCAUCGAUCUCGUCUCCAAACUUGAAGAGAUGACGCCUGAGCUGAAGAAACUUGUAAAGACGCUGUUUUGUGGCGUGCUUAGCAAUAAUGUUGUAUCUUUGGAUUGCCCUCACGUAUCUCGAACGCUGGAAGAGUUCUAUACAGUAAGGUGUCAAGUGGCAGAUAUGAGAAAUCUUCAUCAAAGUUUAGAUGAAGUCACCGUCAAAGAUACGUUAGAGGGAGACAAUUGUUAUACGUGUUCACAGUGUGCCAAUAAAGUGCGCGCUGAGAAGCGGGCAUGUUUCAAAAAGCUUCCACGUAUCCUGUGCUUUAACACGAUGCGGUACACAUUCAACAUGUUGACGAUGCUCAAGGAAAAGGUCAACACACAUUUCUCAUUCCCCAUGCGACUAGACAUGUCUGGAUAUGUCGAAAAACAUUUGAUGCCUGCCCAGUACCAAGAAGAGAAGACGAAAUUAGAGGAAGAUCGAAAAAAGAGAGCAGAAGAGGGAGAAGAAGGUGAAAACACGGGUAUUGAAGAAGAAACCUCUGAGGUAGAAGAACAUUAUGAAUACGAGUUAAUAGGUGUAACAGUACAUACGGGCACGGCGGAUGGCGGGCAUUACUACUCGUUCAUCCGCGACCGCGAGCAUGAGCACCACGACCGCUGGCUACUCUUUAACGACUCCGAGGUCAAGCCCUUCGAUCCAGCGCACAUCGCCGCCGAGUGCUUCGGUGGAGAGAUGACGAGUAAAACAUAUGACUCUGUGACGGAUAAGUUCAUGGACUUCUCAUUCGAGAAGACGAACAGCGCAUACAUGUUAUUCUACGAACUUACGCAGCCGCGUAGUCAGCGAGGGUCUGAUUGUGGACAGCAAGAGGAGGCACAGUCAUCGACAGCGGAAGAAAGCCCUAGUUCAUCGAUGGAGCGGCGGAGCAGUGACACAACUACAAUCGAACUACCACCAGAGUUGCUCAAGUGGAUAUGGGACGACAACAUGCAGUUCUUGCACGACAAGAAUAUAUUUCAGCACGCGUAUUUCACAUUCAUGGGUCAAAUGUGCAGUUCAGUACCACAGUCGUUGCUAACUCUCCGGCCUGAAAUCACCGAGGUUGCCGCGAGACUUUCGACAUCGUUUUUCAUCGAAACUUUCAUACACGCAAAGGAGAAGCCCACAAUGGUAUCAUGGGUUGAAUUGGUAACGAAACAGUUCAACGCCUCUGCGGCGGCAUCAGAGUGGUUCCUCGGCCACAUGGCUGAUGACACGUGGUGGCCGAUGCAGGUUUUAAUAAAGUGUCCCAAUCAAAUGGUUCGCCAGAUGUUCCAGAGACUUUGUAUGCACGUCAUACAGAGGCUUAGAUCUAGUCAUUGUGCCUUAUACCUGCAGGGUAUGGAGGAGGGGAGCGAGGAUAAUAGCAAUUUGGGCGAAGCGAGUUGUGUUACUAGGUUUAUAAGGAUGUUGUUAUCGUUGAUGGAGAAUGGCGCACGACAGCACUUACGGCAUUUGACGGAAUACUUCAGCUUACUAUACGAGUUCAGUAAAAUGGGUGAAGAGGAAGGCAAGUUUAUGCUGCGGAUCAAUGCUAUCUCAAGCAUGGUGAACUUUUAUUUGGGCCAGAACUCUUCUACGGCUGAAUCACCAACGGAUGAAGCGAGCGGUAGUGGAAGCGGGAGCGCAAACACCGAAAGCGCGGGCGAUAAACUGCGGCCCGGCGCGUUAGACAAAAUGGUCGCUUUGGUCGCCGGGUUGGUAGAACGGUCGAGGGAUACUAGUGGACAUCUGGCCUUGCAGCCCGCCGAUGGCAAAGCUUUGUUACAUGCCAAAGGUUUUCCAUUUAUCUACCAACAAACACGCGACUGCCUAAAUCUGCAACAGACGAGGUCGCUAGUAUUUGCGCUGUGCAGGUGGAAUGAACCACUGGCGCAGAAGAUUGUAGGCAUGAUUUUUCAAGCUAUUGCUAAACAUUCAGAGAGCUGCGCUCCAUUUUUUAAACUGCUAACGCUGUUGGUGGAAGGCAGCGGGUGCGGCGCAGGCGCGACAGGUGGACUGCCGUGUUUCACGCAGCUCGUACUAGCUAGACUUUGGGACGUCGCUGACGUCUGUCCCCAUGCUGCGCUUGAGUGGCUUGCUUUGCAGGUUCCUAGAAAUAAGGCGGCUCACGCAUGGGCACUUAGAACAGCUGACCGGUGGGUGGAGCAACAACUUUUAGCGGCUAGUGCAGCGCGGGUCAGGGCCGCAGCGGCGUUGCUGCUUGUCGCGUUGGUGCCGUCGCAGCACUUCCGCGCGGGCUAUGCAAGGGCGCGCCCGCAACCAGCGCCGCACCAUUUGGCUAAACUACCCGAUACUGCGCAUCAUACGUUACACCAAGUGUACACAAUGUUGUUGGGCAAACUAAAAGCAGCACGGAAGUACACCGACAUUGCAGUACAUGGUACCAUGAAGUUGACGGCGUACUUUGGUGUUAUGUCAUACUGUGUUGUAAGCAGGGUGGAAAAACUUAUGCUAAUAAAAACAAAAAUUGAUCGCAGAGCCGACCACGAAGACGGCGAGGUGGUAGCAUAUAAUCGCGCCAUGCUGCCUCCGUACUACGCGUUACUGCGACUGAUGUGCCGGCGAUCGGCGGCGUUCGCACGUUCGCUCGCCCAGCACCAGAAUAUCCACUGGGCCUUUCGCAAUAUCGCGCCGCAUGCGCAUCUCUAUCCCGGCGCUGCUGAUGAGCUGCUUAAACUAGCUCGUAUUCUUGCGGCGCGCGGUGGGAACGGCAACGGAAACAGCAACAGCGGCACCGGCAGCAACGCGACCGAGAAUACCGACGGUAGAGAGGCUGCGGCCUUCCGUCGGAGUACGCUUUCGGCUUAUUUACAAGGUUUAAACGGCAGGACCUGUUGGACGACGCUGAUAUCUGCAUUUUGUACGCUAGUCGAGAACGAGGACGAUAGGUUGUAUGUUGUAUAUAAUGGAGGACUACAAAUGACCUUUGAGGCUUUGCACAGUCUUCACGCUGUGUACGUUGAAGGCGGUGGCGGUGGCGCAGGCGCAAGCACAGUCCGCGCGGAAUUAACAGCGGCAUUACGAUGGGCGCGAGCUUUAUUGCGGACUCUGCGAACUCGCAGAGAUGCGAAGGAAGCAAGGGCGUUGCUACUCGCGUGCAAGGAUUGGCCUGAGUGCGCGAGGCGGCUUUUGACGGUGUUGAAUCUGCAGAGGCAUACGCACACGUGUCUACACGCUUUAGGAGUCCUUCGGGAGUUGGUGAUGAUCGGCGGCGGCGCGGCCCUGGCGGCACUGGUGCCCCUCGCGGCGGGGGCCCACUGCGCGGCGCGCGGCGCGGCGAGGCCACGGGCGCGGGCGCACCUGCACGGCUGCGCACCGAGGCACCCGCCCGGGCCGCCGCUCGCGCCUGUCUACAGGCCCUACCACAAGUUCAUAGACACGUGCUGCCGGGUGGCGCGCGCGCAGCGUUGCAUGUCCGAACAAUUGGUGCUGCUGUCGACUUUGUGUGCUUUGGAGGCCGUGCCGCUUAGGUUCAACUACUUUGCCGCCUUCUGGCGCGACGUCGCCGAGUCACCGGCUGAUGCAAAGAUGGAAGAAAUGCUGCUGGAAUGCAGUGUGGUGACGGAAUAUGUGGACGCAAUAUUGCUGGACGAACGCGAGUCGUUGGAGGAUCCGGCCAUCUUCCAAUUCAUGCAACAUUAUUAUCCAAAGCUGGCCGGUGGCGGCGCGGCUGGCGCCCUAGACCCGUUAUCAGAAGAAUUGUGCAGCUCAGCGUCUAGAGCGCCGUUGAACACGCUAUUGGGCCCUGUGAGAGCAUUACUGAUAUUGUCGUCUCGAGGGCGAUUGUCGCCUAAUGCGGCGAGGGCCAUGCAGAGGGCUGCGCUGACGUUGCAGCAACGACUGCAGCAUCGGACGGAGGAGGACACGUCUGAGCCCGAAACACCAACCGAGCCAGCGACCGAAGCUGCUCGAUGUCAUACGCCCGAAGGCAGCUCCGCGGACGAACAACCCGACGAACUAGGUCAUUCUGACCAAUCGGAAGAUGAAAACCGGACACUACGCCCUUCAGAAUUGCGUGCGUUAUUAAGCACUGCGGCGCAGGACUUGACCGCCGCUGCAGCUGCCCAUACACACACGCCAGACUCAUAGGACAUAUUUCAAUAUUUACUGUGGGCUAUCGAUCUUUGACGAUUAGUGCUCAUUGUGUGUGAUAUCAUCGCGUGUGUCUUCGUGCUCGCAGGAUCUGUAUUGAUAUUUUAUACUGAAUAGCUUGUAACACUUUGAUAGUAGAGUUCAUUCACUUAGCUUUUAAAUCGGGGAGUUUCAUAUUCAAACAAGAUUUUCUGUAUACUAACUAAGGGAAUUUGCAGAUCACAAUAAUAUUUAACAAGAGAAUAAGCCUAAAUUGCGUUGACAUACCAGGUGCAUUGUAUUAGUAUUGCUCUAGAGGACCGAUUUGAAGCAGAAUCCAUUGUCUAAUUGAUAUUUAUUCUCCACAAAUAAACUUUCUCUUUUUUGUUUCUAGGAGAUACCUAAAAAUUUAAAAAAGGAAUAAUACUAAUUAGAUGAAGUGAAAAUGGUAUUUUGUAAAGCUAAGGUCAACAACAACAAUAUAUGGAGAAUGUCAGUGGUGUAAUAAAAAACACUAACUCCCAAAGCAGUUUUUUGUGGAAUUAAAAAAUCACUCUGGGGUCUCGUAUUUGUUCAUUUGGAAUACUAAUUUCCUCGAUCACGGAGGUUAUCGUGUAAUUACAUAAUAAAAUAAAUCACAUUUGUGUCUUAAAAUAAUAUGUCGCACAUGACAACUAAUAGUAUUAUCAUAGUAUCAUCUCAAAACGGCUUUAAGUUAUAUUAAUAUUACCUAUUUAGUUUCAAAGCGACAGUGUUGUCCUGUCACUUUGAAAUUAAAUCGUAUGUGAAUGACACGUCAUUACAGCAGAAAUUUUGC